This is a messenger RNA of Anopheles funestus (African malaria mosquito), 1692 nucleotides long. Its product is annotated as defective chorion-1 protein, FC106 isoform-like. Gene Ontology annotation, molecular function: nucleic acid binding; zinc ion binding. The coding region runs from base 1 to 1692 and encodes 563 amino acids. NCBI's taxonomy places the organism in Eukaryota, Metazoa, Arthropoda, Insecta, Diptera, Culicidae. The transcript is spliced from 3 exons. The record is from RefSeq and is a predicted model, not a curated record.
AUGCCGGUCGUCAAGGAGACGACCUCUACCGGUGCGGCAGCGCAACGCGAUGAGGAGAUGCGCGAGCUUCGUCGCACAAACGAGGAGCUGCGGGCCAUGCUCGCCAAGCUGCAAGAGGAGCUGUCCCUCUUCCGGGUCCAGAUGGCGUCAGCAGAAGCGAAUGCUCGUCGCGAUGCGGAGGUGGCACUCUCGGCGGCUGUACGUCGGGAGGAGAUAGCGGCGGCGGAAAUCGCCGCACUUCGAGAGGCACAACGGCUCGAUCGUGAGGCUCAUCGGCGCGAGCGUGAUGCGCUUAAUGAGCUUAUCUUGCAGGUGGUCGGAGCACGAGUGGUGAUUCCACGGGCCACGGUGGCGGUUCCGAGCUCAAAGCCACCGAGUCCGGAAAUGACUGAGGUGCUUAAGCUCCUCAAUGAGUCGUCGCUCACGAUUGAGCAACUACGGGCAACCAUCAAGGAGCUGCAAAUGGAGUUGACGAUGCUCCGACAGCGGAUGGAUGCGAAUGCGGAGCAAUCUCGUCAAGAUAUGCGGCUGGUUCGAGAGCAGGCCCGAGAAGAGAUGCGGCAGGUACGUGAGGAGGCCCGUCAACGGGAAACGUUCGCCCGUGAGGACAAUGAGCGUCUUCGCAGUGCGCUGAUGGAGGAGCGUACCAGCUUCCAGGAGUUGUUGGCGCAGUCCAUGGGGUUUGGUGGCCCUCAGCGUCCGCAGCGGCAGAACACGGAGCCUGCACCAUCAGCAGCGAAGAAGCAGCAGCAACAACAGCAGCUGAACCAGAGCGAGUGGCCGCAGUUGCAAGCGAAGCAGCAGCAUCAGCGUGAGCGGCCGACGUCCGAGCGUUAUCCAGUCGGAUCAGGAGCGGUGGCGGAUUGCCACCUGGAUGAUGAAGGCGACCAAUGGACAGUCGUCGAGCGUAAGCAACAGCGACGGAUCGCCACAAGUGCUGCACCGUCUUCUCAGUGGCAGAAUCAAGGACGCCUGCUAAGCGAGCAGAUGCGGCAGAAGCAGCAGAAGAAUGCAAACACUGCUCAGUCGGCGCGUUCAUCUCAGCCAGCACAGCAGCAGCAGCAAUCAGCGCACAAGAAGUUGCGUCGCACAAGGGCUGACGUGAUUGAGGUGGUGCCUAAGGAUGGUAAGACCUGGCUGGAUGUGUAUACGAAGGUCCGCCGGGCUCUGAAUAACGACACCAGUGCCCAAGACAUGGCCGAGUCUAUUAAGAUGGGCAAGCGAACGCGGACGAACAACCUCCGUCUUCCACUCGCUCGAUCUGCCGAUACGGAGCAGAUCUGCUCCCGCGUUCAGGAGCUGGUAGGCGAGGAAGGAGUUGUGCGAGCCAUUACGGACAUGGGUGAGCUCCUGGUUACUCACAUCGACCCGUCCGCCACGGAGGAAGAGUUGAAGGAGGCUCUGGACACAGCAGCGUCCGGAAAGACCGGAAUUGCAUCGGUCAGCAUGUGGGGCCGAUUCGAUGGCAUCAAGACAGCCCGGGUACGGCUUUACUCCAAACAGGCGAAGGCACUCAGCGGUAAAUCCAUCAAGUUGUGUGGCUGUGUUACUCGAGAGAAGAUCUGCAUCCGCUGUGGCACCGAAGGUCACUUCUCCAAGGGAUGCACGGCCGAGCUGAAAUGUGCCGUGUGUGGUGGUCCCCACGCUGUCGGCCAUAACACUUGUGUUCAGACGGCCCAAAAUUCACUCUAA